UGCAACCAGUCUGGCAAUUCCAGCUCCUAGACACCCGGACACUCCCUGCUUUUGAAUCUUCCGCCAUCUUGGUCGGUUGCCGGUCGAACGGAAUAACACAAUUGUCGAAAAGCGAAUAAAAAAAUUGCAAAGAAAAGAAAAGAAAAGAAAAGUGCUCUAGGGGGAGGCUCUAGCUGAAUCUCCUUCCAAAUAAAUCAAAGAAUAGAACCCUAAUUUCCCAAUCUCAGCGUCUCUACAAUUAAGGUUUCCAGAGACAAUUUCUCAACAAUCAAGAUUGCUGCCAAAUAAGAUAUCAUAUGGCUGGUGCUGGUCACAAGAGUGAGCUCGAAUGGGUAGAGAGAGUUAAAUCAGAUGGAGCUGUUCCACUUCUUGAGCCAGAUAACUGUCUGAAUGGUUGGGCUUCCCCACCUGGAGACAAGUUCAUGGUCAGAGGUCCAGAGUACUUCUCAAACAGGGUUAAAAUUCCUGGUGGUGAAUAUCUUCUAAAGCCUAUUGGCUUUGAUUGGAUUAAAAGCUCAACAAAGAUUGGGGAGAUCAUGAACCAUCCAAACAGCCGAGUCAGGAAAGUUAUUGAGGAUGAAUUUCCAAAAGGCAAUAAGCCUUUUGUUUGGGCUUUCAAUUUACAGGUCCCGAGCAAGGACAAUUACAGUGCCGUGGCAUAUUUUGCUGCCACAGACUCUAUCCCAGAGGGGUCUUUGAUGGAUCAAUUCUUGAAGGGUGACGAUGGAUUUAGGAAUUCGAGGCUUAAAUUGAUAGCUAACAUUGUCAAGGGCCCUUGGAUUGUGAGAAAAGCAGUUGGGGAGCAGGCCAUUUGCGUAAUUGGGCGUUCUAUUUCCUGUAAGUACUGUUUAGCAGAGAAUUUCUUAGAAGUUGAUUUAGAUAUUGGAUCCUCCAUGGUUGCGAGUGCCAUAGUUCACCUGGCAUUUGGUUACAUCACCACACUUACAGUCGACCUGGCCUUUCUCAUUGAAAGCCAAACACAAUCAGAGCUUCCAGAAAGAAUAUUAGGUGCCGUAAGAUUCUCAGAGCUGAACCCCACUUCGGCUCAGCCAAUUGAACCAUCAUCUGGUGGAACUGCUGCUAAUUUGCAGUCUUCUCUGUCUACACGAUUGUGGAAGUCAAUUGGCCAGGGUUUUACCCAGAUUCUUCACCCUGGUGCUCAAGAAAGUAGCUCUCGCUCUGGCUCGGCACAUUUUAAUGGUACUGUUGAUCAUGAAGACAGUAUCAAAGACAUGAAGAACUGAUAAAGCAGGUCGUGAAAGUGCAGUUGAAGCUUAAUUUUUUACAAAAUUUGUGGGCCUUCCUUUGUUCAUGCUAUCUGUUUCUCUUAAAGGCGAGUCAUUAAGCCGUCUUUUUCAUUAGCAGGAUUUUAGUUUUAAUGCCUUAAGUUAUAUAAUAUAGCAAUUGCUUUGUAUUUUUUUUUUUUUUUCUUGUCAGGAUAGUAAUUACCUCUUUUUUUUUUGGUUUAGUAUAGUAAUUGCUGUCUGUUUAUAGUUAAGAAAGUACAUAUGAAGGGCAGUAGGAUGUUCUUUUGUAAUGAUCGAACCAUAUUAUGAGUAAAAAAUCUAUUUGAUUUUUCUUUCCCUUAAA
Alnus glutinosa is the source of this 1590-nucleotide messenger RNA. Its product is annotated as protein ENHANCED DISEASE RESISTANCE 2. Lineage: Eukaryota; Viridiplantae; Streptophyta; Magnoliopsida; Fagales; Betulaceae. The transcript is spliced from 3 exons. The record is from RefSeq and is a predicted model, not a curated record. The coding region runs from base 297 to 1244 and encodes 315 amino acids.